Paramecium sonneborni is the source of this 471-nucleotide messenger RNA. NCBI's taxonomy places the organism in Eukaryota, Ciliophora, Oligohymenophorea, Peniculida, Parameciidae. The record is from the annotation of a GenBank genome assembly.
AUGGGUUGUGGAGCUCAUAAAUAAUCAUAAGGGUUAUCACCUUAAUUACGAUAAAAAGCAUUAGAAAUAUUUCAAAAAAUUGAUGUUAAUAAUUCUGGUUCUAUUGAUAAAGAUGAAACUCAAAAAUUUUGGAAAACUAAUUUUGCUAAAGUCAAUACUCAUGCAUUAUUUAAUGCUGUAGAUUUUGAUAAAAGUGGUUAAAUUACUGAAGAUGAAUGGAUGGCUUUUUGGGAAAUUGUUAAAAAAAGUGGAUAUUCUGAUAAAGAAAUCUUUGAAGAAUUAUUUUUAAUCUUCUUAUACAAUUAGUUAGAUAAUUUAAUGGAAGGUAAAGCUUGGGUAUAAUUUCGUAAAGUUGAUGAAUUUGUUAAAAGAGAUCAAAUGAGAAAAAAGAGUCAAGUUAAAUAAAUCGUUGAAGAUAAUUCUAAAAGAAAAUCUAUUCUUUAAUAAUAAGAUUAAUAAUAAAAUAAUUGA